CAACUUUGUUAUAGGACCUCAUUUCAAGCACUGAGAGUAAAACGGACAUUUUCAGACUGCUGCUACAGAAGCAAAUCAGCCAUACAGCCGUCUUUCUUAAGAUGGACACGCGUGGACGGAAGAAGGCCGUUUCAAAUGAAACAUCUGAGGCAAAUGUUCUACCACCACAGCAGAGUAAAGCAGUAUCGCCAACCGUCUUGCAAGACUUGCAGAUCAUGAAGAUGCAUCUUGAAACUGAAAAAGAAAAAAAUAAAUGUCUUCAGGAAACAAUAAAACAUCUUCAAUCUGACAAGGAAUUCCUUAAGGAGCAGCUUUCACGAAUGACAGGUAGACCAUCGUCAAGCCCUUCAGUGUCCAGUGUUUCAGGAUCAUCUACAGCCACUCCCAAAGUAAAAGGAAAGAAGGCUAUUGGAACAGAGGAAGAGUCAAGUGGUGAGAUAGCAGUUCUCUCCACAGAAUCAUCAACUAUCGAUGAAUCAUCUGAUGAGGAGAUGAAGCCUUUUUCGAAGGGGAAGAAACCAAGAUCAGCAAAGCAAGAUGACCUGAGUCGCACUCGAGCGAAAACUGUUCGUGGAGUAAUCCUGCGUUACAAGCGUGCCCUACAAGCCUUUAACCAGGGUGGGUCGAUGAAGAAGGCUUUCCAAAAAGUGGGAGUGGACCGCAACACCAUAUCCAGGUCAUCACCGAUUGCUGAGCUUGCUCUAGCGGCACCUGGUGUCUUUCAGGCUCUCCCCCCCUGGAAUGCCCAAGUGGAGAAGUUGUCAACAUUUGUGGACAGGUGUCGAGAGGCAACGACUGAUGAAAUCAAGGAAAAAAUCAUGCAAAUGAAAUCAUGUGGAGAACUGUUACCCAUGAGCAACUGAGGCAUAGUUCAGGAUUUAAUUUGUUCAGUUAAUUAAGUUAAGAAGUAUGGGUAACACUUUAUAAUAACUUUCAUUAAUAAGCUUUUAACUAAUGAUAAGUAAAUGUGAACAAAGCAUUAGUUAAUCAGAAUUUGAAUAUCAACAAAUGUUUACACAUGGCACUUAGUUUUCAGCAUGGAUAUUCAUAUUUAGAAAUGUUAACAAAUCAUCAGAAUUUGAACAUUAAUAAAUCACCUGACAAACCUGACAAAUGUUUAUCAAUUAAAGUUCAUGUUUCCAAAGUGUUCAUUAAUAUUUACAAAUAUGUUAGCCACUUUUUAGUUCCGUAAAAUGUGAAAAACAAUAGUUAUUAAUCAUUAGUUAAUGGUAUAUUAAUUAAAGUUAUUAUAAAGUGUUGCCUAAAUAUGUUCUUUUUGAAGGACAUAUUUUUUCAGCUUCUCCUGAAUUCUUGAAAAUGUUUUUUCAGGCAUAGUUCAGUAGUAAAAAUGUUCAGAUAAAAAUAAGUGUGUUCUUUUUGAAGGAGCAGAUUUUUUAUAUCCUUGUGAGUUCUAGAAUAUGUUUUGUCAUUAAUACUUACGCAUUGAAAAUGUUCAGAUAAUAAGUGAUUUCUUUUUGAAGGAGCAGGUUUUUUUAGAUUCUCUUAAAAACAGAAAAUGUAAAAUAUUAAUGGUUUUGGGUUAUAUGUUUGUAAACUCGCAUCUUUUUUGUAUACAUCCAUUAAGUAGAUUUGAUGUAAAAUGUAUGCAUUGUUAAUAAAUGCUACCCUUGUUUAAAGUACAAACUA
Astyanax mexicanus (Mexican tetra) is the source of this 1647-nucleotide messenger RNA. Its product is annotated as coiled-coil domain-containing protein 106. The transcript is spliced from 6 exons. Gene Ontology annotation, cellular component: nucleoplasm. Lineage: Eukaryota; Metazoa; Chordata; Actinopteri; Characiformes; Acestrorhamphidae. The record is from RefSeq and is a predicted model, not a curated record. Bases 102 to 863 code for a protein of 253 amino acids.